Ceraceosorus guamensis is the source of this 2940-nucleotide messenger RNA. Its product is annotated as composite domain of metallo-dependent hydrolase. The record is from RefSeq and is a predicted model, not a curated record. Bases 1 to 2940 code for a protein of 979 amino acids. The transcript is spliced from 5 exons. Gene Ontology annotation, cellular component: cytoplasm. NCBI's taxonomy places the organism in Eukaryota, Fungi, Basidiomycota, Exobasidiomycetes, Ceraceosorales, Ceraceosoraceae. Gene Ontology annotation, biological process: purine nucleobase catabolic process. Gene Ontology annotation, molecular function: allantoinase activity.
AUGGCGGAUGAAAAGAUGCCCAUGCUCACUGGCAGGAGCACGGCUCGCAAGAGCAGAGCCAGCUGGAGCAUCCGAUUGACCCUGCUCGCCCUUUCCAUUGCGGUGUAUACGCUCUACGCUACGCUGCGCACUGAUACGACCUCUUGCAAGACGGCUGUCUGGCCCUUUCCGCCGACGCCCAAGCCAUCCGACGAUCCAAAUUUGGCCAAGUGCCGCGCUCUCAAAGUGGCUCCCGGAGCGCCAGGCAAUUUCAGCCAGCGUGUUCGCUCAGACAGAGCCAAGCCGCGAUCAGAAGCGCCACCCGUGCUGAUCAAGAAUGCAAAAGUGUGGCGCGCCGAUGCAAAGUCAGGGGUCAUAGAGAAUGCUAGCGUGUGGAUCAACGAUGGGCUGAUCAAGCGGGUCGAAGGCGGAAGGGCUACGACUGCUGAGAUGGAAGCCGUAGCUGCUUCGAGCAGCGACAGCGUGAUCAUCGAUGCUAAAGGUCGAUGGCUCACACCAGGCAUCAUAGACAUCCAUGUACAUGUUGGUGUGUAUCCCCAACCUCUGCUGGACGGCACGUUGGACGUCAAUUCGCACCAAUCUCCGAGGACACCGGCUCUGCGCUCAGUUGACGCGCUCAAUUCCUUCGACUUGGCUUGGCAUCAGCUAGCUGCAGGGGGCAUCACCACCGGUCUCGUCCUACCGGGCAGUCUCAACAAUGUUGGCGGCCAAGCCUUCCCUGUCAAACUUGGCAGACAAACGCUGAGCGAUUCGAGGAACGGCGCAUGGCGCAGGGUAGUCGAUCCUCCCGCCGUCGUGGUGGGACCGGGCGAAGGAUGGGGGCGUAAUGCUACAGCUGGAGACGGCAUGAAGCGCGCAAAGGGUCAAUCUUCAUGGAGGCACAUGAAGAUGGCUUGCGGCGAGAACGCCAAGCGUGGGUAUGGGCUCGUCCGGAUGGACGAAGCGCUUGGCUUCAGGUCCCUCUUUCAGCGCGCCAAGCAGCUCAAAGAAUCUCAGGAUAGCUUCUGUUCGCGAUUAGAGCAGGGCGAAAUUCAAACAGCUGAGUCUUUCCCAGAUGACCUCGAGCUGGAAGCUGUUGUCGAUGUGCUUCGGGGCAAGGUCAAGGUCAAUACCCACUGCUACACGGCAGCCGACCUCGAAGCUUACGUGCGGCACACCAACGAGUACAAAUUCCCGCUGGCCGCGUUUCACCAUGCCCACGAAGCUUAUCUGGUGCCCGAUCUACUCAAGAAGGCGUACGGUGCUCCGCCCGCUGUGGCCCUCUUUAGCUUGAAUGGCAAUUACAAAGCGGAAGCCAUCUCUGGCUCUCCCUUCGCACCUGCAAUUCUCGAAUCGCAUGGAUUGCAGGUACAUAUCAAGAGCGAUCACCCUGUCACAGAUAGCCGAAGGCUCGUCCAGCAAGUCGCUCAGGCUCAUCAUUAUGGCUUCAACAAAGCUCUGGAAUCGGUCACUAGCGAAGCUGCCCGCUCUCUGGGUCUUGAUCAUCGCAUUGGGCACAUCAAAGAAGGCUACGACGCCGAUCUGGUUUUGUGGAGCGACCAUCCCCUAAAUCUUGGAUCAACUCCCUUGCAAACCAUCAUUGAUGGCACGCUUCAGCUCGACCUCUCCUUAGCGCACCAGAACACAAGCAAAAGCGCAGCAGACUCGUGGCCGCGUCAAGCGGACUACGCUCACGAAGUGCAUCGCGUCAACACAAGUGGUCCGGACAUUCUGACCGGUCAAGCUAAUGCUGGUCCCGAAGCGUUGGCAGGGCGCUUCGAUGACCUUGUCCUCGCCAACGUCUCUGCUGUCUAUCUUCAACAGGGCGAGAAGGUCAAGCUGGUCGAUCUGAACGGCACCGGCACCGUCCACGUCGAGAAGGGCACCAUCACUUGUGCAGGAUCCCUGCAAGCGUGCCCAUUGAAAACGCACCACACCGUUGACCUUAAGGGACGUGGUGUGAUCACCCCCGGUCUGACGACUUACGGAUCUGAGCUCGGUCUUUCGGACAUCGUGAGCGAACCUUCUACUGGUGAUUUCGCAUCCGCUCGAUCCAACUUCAACACGCUCGUAGGCAGGAGUUCUUUGCCCCUAAGUCGAGCAGUCGAUGGGCUUCAGUGGGGCAGCAACGACCUGCAACGCGCAUUCGCGAGCGGCGUUACCAGCGUCGUCGUCGCUCCGCGCUCUAGCGGCAGUUUUGUGGCUGGCGUAUCGACGCGCUUCCGAACAGCUGUGGAAGACGUUUGGAACCCGCAUGCUAUCCUCAAAGAAGAAAUUGCGCUUCACGUUUGGUUGUCGCACUUGCAAGACGGAGACGCUGGAUCCAUCUCGGAAGCGGAGCAGAUUGGUGUGCUGCGCGAUCUGCUUUCGAGAGCGGAUCGCAUUCGCACGCACGAUGCGGCGGAAGGUGGAGGAUACAACGAUGGCGUUUGGCAGCGAGUAGUCGCGGGAGAGCUGGCUCUCGUAGUGCACGCAAGCAAAGCUGAACGUCUAAGCACAAUUUUGAAGCUGAAGCACCAGCAUCGUCGAUUGAGGCUGGUUUUGGCGGAGGCCGAAGAGGCAGCUCAUGGAGGUCUGCCGGCCGCGCUUGCGGCUGCGGGUGUGGGAGUACUGAUCAAGCCGUUCAUCCGACCGCAAUUCUACGACAGCAGACGGGCUUUGCCUGGUCCGCCACUGUCGAGCAACUCUACCCUCUCCGUCCUCCGCGCGCACAAAGUCAAGACUGGCUUCUUGAUGGAUGAGAGCUGGGAAGCUACAUCCCUCUUGUGGGACGCUUCUGCUGCUUCGCUGGAAGCGGGCGUGGAAAGAGGCGAGGAGGUGCUAGAACAUCUUUUGAGCUUGGAGAGCUUGCUGGGCCUAGAACCGACUCGGGAUUGGGUCGCAUACGAUCACAAUCCCUUUGAAUAUGGCGCAAGACCCGUGGCCAUCGGGGGACCAGCAGGUGUUGCAAUGUUCCCGUGA